CGGAUGCCCGUUGUACUUGUACUAGCGACCUCCGGUUCGGCCGCUGUGUCUAAAUGUGGCAUACAGGAUAAACAAAGAAAUAUACUGUACCCAAGGCUUUGAAUGUGUUCCCGAUAUAUCACACAUAGGAUCUGAUCAUGAAUUGAAAAAAAAGGUUUAUUCCAGGAAAUUUGAACGGAACAUGGACGACGGGCUCUCCAAGCCAUCCCGGCCCAGGGAGCUCCCGCCUCUGCCCCAGAUGCUGGACCACAGAUUUAGCUGAGGAUUUAACAACAGGACAUAAUGUACAGCUUCACUCCGCUCUUGCCUGAUUCUUGUGUGGAAUGGCCAGUAAGACGCCGCGAGGACAAAGGUCUGUUCCCACUGGGCCAAGUGGAGAUUCAGCUGAAGUGCCCAAGCAGAAGAAGAAGAGGGUGAGAAAAGAGGCAAAUGGAUCAACUUAUGCAGACGAUCAGGAAAUGGAGAUGGAAGGCCAAGGCAGCAGAAGGGCUUCUGAGAUCGGUGACCAUCUUUCAUUUGAAGCGAUGACAGAUGCACCCCCUCAGAGGAAGAGGAAGAAGAAAAAAACUGCAACUCUAGAUGACCAAGCUGACCUGGUGAAUGGAGAUGCAGUGGAUCAGACCACCGAUGAAGAACUUGUGAAGAAAAACAAAAGGAAGAAGAAGUCAAAAGUUUCUGAAUCAUCCAUCCCUGAUGAAUUGGACAUAGAAGAGGAUGACGUUAUUACAGACAUUCCUUCUCACAUACCACAGCAUUCCCUGUUCUCCGCCCCACAAGGACAGAGUCAGCCCGUUGGAAAGGUCUUUGUAGAGCGGAACAAGCGCUUCCACGCAGCAGAGCGCUCAGACUGGAGGAAGACGAGUGACCAGAUUGAAAACCUGAAUGAAUUCCAUCCCAUGCAAGCUCCCUGGACCACCAGAGAUGUUUCUAUCAGUGUGCACAAGAACUUCAGGAUUUUCGCUCUCUACUGUCAUGGCUUCCUGGCAGGAUUUGCAGUGUGGAACAUUGUUGUGGUGUUCGUGUUAGCUGGGCAGCACCUCACAGCGUUGUCCAACCUGCUGGAGCAAUACCACAGCUUGGCUUACCCAGCGCAGUCUCUGCUUUACAUGCUACUGGCCAUCAGCACCGUAGCUGCUUUUGACAGAGUAAACCUGGCAAAGAGCUCCAUGGCGCUGCAGGAGCUGGCCACACUGGACCCAGUGGCUCUCGCCUCAUUCUUGUAUUUCUCAGCAUUGGUGCUCUCCCUCAGCCAGCAGAUGACGAGUGAUCGCAUCCACCUCUACCCAGACACCAAUGCAACAUUAUGGCGGCCAGAGCCCGAGCACCAAAUUCUCCACUCUUGGGUGACAGUCAACCUUGUGGUGGCGCUGUUGGUGGGCCUGGCCUGGUUCUUCAUCUCCAUCCGACCUGAGACGGACUACACUGAAAACUAUCUGAUUGCCAUGCAAAUUGAGCCCACCAAGGUAGACAAGAAAUCUGAAAUGAACGCCUGACUAUCACAGACUGAUACUGUACAAAUAAAUAUUUUUGUGUGUGUGUGUUCUUGCUUUGUAACUGUGUAUCUUUUGAAUACACUGAAUAGUUUUACCCGUCAAAUGUUUUUGAAUUCAAUGGGUAGGAUUAAAUAUGUUUAUACCUCA
This is a messenger RNA of Hippocampus zosterae (dwarf seahorse), 1640 nucleotides long. RefSeq names its product transmembrane protein 237B-like. The transcript is spliced from 15 exons. Bases 324 to 1493 code for a protein of 389 amino acids. Gene Ontology annotation, biological process: cilium assembly. Lineage: Eukaryota; Metazoa; Chordata; Actinopteri; Syngnathiformes; Syngnathidae. Gene Ontology annotation, cellular component: ciliary transition zone. The record is from RefSeq and is a predicted model, not a curated record.